Molecule: messenger RNA, 576 nt
Organism: Entrophospora sp. SA101
Lineage: Eukaryota; Fungi; Glomeromycota; Glomeromycetes; Entrophosporales; Entrophosporaceae
Source: the annotation of a GenBank genome assembly
AUGUAUGAAUAUUUUACUCACAAAUCCACAGAUUGGAAUAUUUUGGAUUUCCUUAAUAAAUCUGAUAUGGAGACAUUUGAUAAAAAAAUAGAACAAUAUAUUACAUGUCUUGAGACAAUUGUUAGCAAUGAAACAGGCAGCAGACACGAAAGAGCGCAACUACUUCUUAACAAAUACAAACAGGCGAGUAUAAAAACAGGCAGAUUCAAAGUUUUAGACAAAGCUGGUUCUCGACCUGAUAGACAUCUGGCAAGAAAGUGGAGAGAUGAACAAUCGAAUAAUCAAGGGAUUACUGGUACCUCAAUACAUUUAUUCAAUCCAAAAUUCAAAGGUAGUUCUAUAGGAAUUGGGACAAUAAAUAAUGGAACAUUUAAUACUGAGUUGCCAAGGAAAAGUGCAUUGGAAAAGGAUGAAAAUUCUAAUUAUGGCAAGAACAGUAAUAUGGAAGAGACUUAUUUAUUUGGGGAAGUAAAUGAACAAAGCAUUCUUUCUACAAUUGAUGAAAAAUCUUUGAAUAACGAAAUGAUAGUAUUGGAUGUUUGUACUGGGAAUGAGGCAAUUGUAGAAGUGAUUUAG